GGAAAGGGUUGGUCCCGCAUGCCUCACAUUUGCAGUCGGUGCGGCGAAAGCACGUGUCUCAUGCCUGUAAAAUGCUCUCAUGUAAAGCCGAAGGGGCGUGGAUAAGGGCUUGUGUUACCUGCCCUAGACUUUCACCUGCGGAGAAAUGGAAAGAAUUUAACACACCAGCAACAGCAGUCGAUGAGCCCUGGAACAUAAAACCGUCGGCAUUCCAGCAGGGACGGAGAAGAAGAAGGAGGAGGAGGAGGAGGAGGAGGAGGAACUCGACGCUCACGACAGGUUCACCUCAAAACAUUCCACUCGCUCCUCCUUCAAAAACAAAGAGCUCGCGACCCGCAAUCUUCAAAGACUUUCGCCUUCGAUCAUCCUUCGGCGUGUACCUGAACCUCGACGAUGGCUCUCAGGUUUCCCACUCCGCAGGGAAUCAAAAAGACACGUCGGAGAAACAAAAGCAGCGUGUUUACCUGCGCAGGUGGAACGGAGGGGCCCAUGUGAGCUGGACCUCCGCACUGAAUGGACACCAUGAUCGGACCCCCGCGACUGUGGAUCUUUAAUGUGCUCCUCUGUUUCGGCAUCAUUUAUUCCAGACUCGGGGCUCUCUCCUCCGUGGUGGCGCUCGGCGCGAACAUCAUCUGCAAUAAGAUCCCCGGCCUCGCCCCUCGCCAGCGCGCCAUCUGCCAGAGCCGGCCCGACGCCAUCAUUGUGAUCGGAGAGGGGGCGCAGCUGGGCAUCAACGAAUGCCAGUAUCAGUUCAGAUACGGCCGCUGGAACUGCUCGGCGCUGGGCGAACGCACCGUCUUCGGUCAAGAGCUGCGAGUAGGCAGCAGGGAGGCGGCAUUCACCUACGCCAUCACAGCCGCUGGAGUCGCCCACGCCAUCACAGCCGCAUGCAGCCAGGGCAACAUGAGCCACUGCGGGUGUGACCGGGAGAAACAGGGCUACUACAACCAGGAGGAGGGCUGGAAAUGGGGCGGAUGCUCGGCGGACAUCAAGUACGGCAUCGAGUUCUCCCGGAAGUUCGUGGACGCCCGCGAGAUUAAAAAAAAUGCCCGUCGAUUGAUGAACCUUCAAAAUAAUGAAGCCGGGAGAAAAGUUUUGGAGGACAGGAUGAAGUUGGAAUGUAAAUGCCACGGCGUUUCGGGCUCCUGCACUACGAAAACGUGUUGGACCACGUUACCGAAGUUCCGCGAGAUCGGCUACGUCCUGAAGGACAAGUACCACAAAGCCGUUCACGUGGAGGUCGUCCGAGCCGACCGACUACGGCAGCCCACCUUCCUGAAGGUGAAGAAAACGAAUGGUUAUCAAAAGCCCUUAGAAACGGACUUGGUCUUCAUCGAGCGAUCGCCGAACUAUUGCGAAGAGGACGUCAAAACCGGCAGCGUGGGGACGCAGGGGCGACUAUGCAACCGGACGUCGCCGCACACGGACGGUUGUGACCUCAUGUGCUGUGGGCGGGGCUACAACACACACCAGUACACCAAGGUGUGGCAGUGUAACUGUAAAUUCCAAUGGUGCUGUUUCGUGAAGUGCAACACUUGCAGCGAGCGGACAGAGGUUUUUACUUGCAAAUGAGCGGACGUUUGUUCUAGCGAAGCGGACCGAACGCUGGUCCACACGGUCAGGUGGGGAGCGGAGGUGAUGCGGAUACGCUGGGUGGUAAACCCCACGGAAGGAAAUCGAGGGAACGGGAUUUUCAAGUUCGUCAGCUCUUGAUGGCGUUGUUUUGCACAGCAGAAUGUAUAUUUGCUUUAACACAGAGUUCAAUACUAAAGUCUAUCAGUAGGUACAAGCCCAGCAUUCCACUAGAGAUACUGAUGUAUCCACACUGACUCGAGCUAAAGGACUGCAGGAGACCGGCCAUGCCCCGGUGCAUUCUGGGACUUCUAGAUUUUCUUUUCCAUAGGAAGCUCAUCAAAGGACUUAGAGGAGGCUUUUGGGAUUUGGAUCUUGACGGAACUCUUUGGAAAAGCCAGUGAAACCACAAGACUUUGUCUCAUCUCAACAUGCUGCGUUGAAGGGCAAAAAGGAACUCGAAAUGUUGAGUUAUAUUUAAGAAGGAGCUCUGUAAACCAUGCAGACUGCAAAUCAAGGAUUUUCUUUUUAAAAUAGCCUUUUAACUGCCAACUGGAACCUGGUAGAGUUUUGUUAGUCAUCCAGUCACACUGGAACUGUCUGUUCGAACACUGAAAAUAAAUUAUUAUAUAUUAUAUGUUAUAGUCUCCUGAGGAACCGAAGCGCUAACGGGUAGAAAUGUCUUAUUUUGUACUAAAUAAGAAAUGAAAACAAAGACUUUGUAGAAACUUGUGACUGAAGAUGUCUUUUAGAGGAAAAGAAGGCCCCAGAUGUUUUUCUAGUUUUAUGAUGUGUCGACUUCCGAAACCACUGUCACUUGUCGGUCAUGCUAACAUUGGUUCACCUUUGCUGUAAUCUAGCCGUAGUUUUCGAUAGAAUCGCAAUAGAAAUUCGGGUCACUUCUUUUUCUAGCUAGCUCUUUACGACUCAAAGGUUCUCACUUGGUUCAUGAUAUUUGUGGCGAGUAUAUUUCUGGAUAUGUUACAGAAUGCUGCACUGAUGUUUUUUCUAUUCAGAUACGAUGCAAUUAAAGCGAAAUAAAUAUCAAUGCGACUGACAUUUGCGCGUUAUUGCAGCAAAACUGAACUACAUUUCAUUAAAUACCCUUCACGUGACUUUCUUCUUGAUGUCUAAUAUGAAUUCCUCUGCUCGUGUCAGGGACGGCUUUCCACUUCCAUGUCUUUAAACUAUAUUUGGGAACGGUGCCUAAAAGCAGGCAGUCAUAUUCAUCGUGUGGCAUAUUUGAAGGCCGGAAAUUGCCCCCAGUUCCAAACUUGCAGUCACUCUUAAUCUUAAUUGGCCAUGAGAAGACAUACAUCAUUAGAUAUCUUACUUACAUCAAUCCAGCAGCCUGUGGAUGUGGCUUUUCCUUACGUUACCGGAGAAUCAAACACAUGUUUAUAAUAUCUUGCGGUUUGUUUCCUUGAUUAUGGCAUGUGUACAGUUAUCUG
Molecule: messenger RNA, 3023 nt
Organism: Triplophysa rosa
Lineage: Eukaryota; Metazoa; Chordata; Actinopteri; Cypriniformes; Nemacheilidae
Gene: wnt7bb
Product: wingless-type MMTV integration site family, member 7Bb
Exons: 4
Coding region: 514-1572 (352 amino acids)
Biological process (GO): neuron differentiation; positive regulation of JNK cascade; canonical Wnt signaling pathway
Cellular component (GO): extracellular region
Molecular function (GO): cytokine activity; frizzled binding
Source: RefSeq, a predicted model, not a curated record